This is a messenger RNA of Closterium sp. NIES-67, 834 nucleotides long. The record is from the annotation of a GenBank genome assembly. Lineage: Eukaryota; Viridiplantae; Streptophyta; Zygnematophyceae; Desmidiales; Closteriaceae.
GGCCCCUGCAAGCCAGAACUAACCGUAGGGACACGAAGGACUACUCACUUGUUCUUGAAUCUGCUUUUGGCGCGCUUCAAAAGAAAGCAGGACGGACUAAUCGUACCCAAACCCGACUCGGCGUCGCGGAGGAAGGCGGGAUGGCGGCGACGGUGCGAGAGUUGCAGCAGCAGCUAGAGGCGGAAGUAAACGCGCUGCGAUCCAUGGAAAAGGACAUCACUCGCAACCAUAAAGUGCGGCGGCAAUACACCCUGCAGCUGAACGAGAACGAGAUGGUGCAGAAGGAACUGGACCUAUUGGAGGAGGACGCCAAGGUGUUCAAGCUGAUCGGCCCUGUGCUCGUGCCGCAGGACCUGGCUGAGGCCAAGGCGAACGUGGCGAAGCGGCUGGAGUACAUUUCUAGUGAAGUCAAGCGACUGGAGGGGGCACUGAAGCAGCUGGAGCAGAAGCAGGGGUUAAAGCAGCAAGACAUUAUGCAAGCACAGCGAAAGCUUCAAGCAUUUCAUGCACAGCGGAGGCAAUAAAUUCUAAUUUAGCAGGUCCCGAGAAGAGUUUCUUUGAUACGAUUUAAGAAAUGCAUGAUUAGGACAAUUUAGGCUGCUGUGUACACUGUAGUACAGUGUACACAACCUGACCGAAUGAUUGGCGUUGUUAAACCUCCCGAAGUCUUGGUGUAAGGAACUGGUAUUUCCUUAUCACGUGUAAUAGUUACUAAAGCGUACACUGGUAUAACAGGGUUGCCGCUAGGGCUUUAGGUUGGAUUUUGAGGGGUUGUUGGCUCAGGGUGCCCCAAGCAGGAGCCCCCGUUUUUCAGGGUCAGGUUUCUUAGAACUG